This is a messenger RNA of Carassius auratus (goldfish), 478 nucleotides long. Its product is annotated as voltage-dependent R-type calcium channel subunit alpha-1E-like. Gene Ontology annotation, biological process: calcium ion import across plasma membrane; chemical synaptic transmission. Gene Ontology annotation, cellular component: membrane; neuronal cell body; voltage-gated calcium channel complex. The record is from RefSeq and is a predicted model, not a curated record. The annotation marks the transcript as partial. Gene Ontology annotation, molecular function: high voltage-gated calcium channel activity. NCBI's taxonomy places the organism in Eukaryota, Metazoa, Chordata, Actinopteri, Cypriniformes, Cyprinidae. The transcript is spliced from 4 exons.
AUGGUCACACAUCUCUCGCUCUUAGACCGAGAGCUUCAGGGGACUGAAGAGACAGAGGCUCUGCUAAUGGUGUGGAAAAAACAGAGCCCCUACUUUAUAGGAAUGUUUUGCUUUGAAGCUGGAAUAAAAAUCAUCGCUUUGGGAUUUGUAUUCCACAAGGGCUCGUACCUGAGAAACGGCUGGAACGUCAUGGACUUCAUUGUUGUCCUAAGUGGGAUUCUGGCCACAGCAGGAGCCCACAUGAAUAUUUCAUUAGACCUGCGCACACUCAGGGCUGUGAGGGUAUUACGGCCCCUUAAACUGGUUUCUGGCAUUCCUAGUCUGCAAAUAGUUCUUAAAUCCAUAAUGAAGGCGAUGGUGCCACUGCUACAGAUUGGUCUGCUGCUGUUUUUUGCCAUUCUCAUGUUUGCGAUUAUUGGAUUAGAGUUCUACAGUGGAAAACUCCACAGAAGAUGUGUAGCUUUUUCAAACAUUACAG